Molecule: messenger RNA, 1391 nt
Organism: Numida meleagris (helmeted guineafowl)
Lineage: Eukaryota; Metazoa; Chordata; Aves; Galliformes; Numididae
Gene: SLC35B1
Product: solute carrier family 35 member B1
Exons: 9
Coding region: 20-1084 (354 amino acids)
Biological process (GO): UDP-galactose transmembrane transport
Cellular component (GO): Golgi membrane; endoplasmic reticulum membrane
Molecular function (GO): UDP-galactose transmembrane transporter activity; UDP-glucose transmembrane transporter activity
Source: RefSeq, a predicted model, not a curated record
GCGGGCGCAGGGUGGGUGUAUGAGGCCGCCCGCUCCGCCGCCGCCGCCGGUCGCGCUGCGCGAUGUGGCCUUGGACGUGGCCCCGGCGCUGAGCGGCCGCGCCGCCACCAUGGGAGCGAACGCGGGCGGCCCCGCGCUGCCCGAGCGCCUCCGCCUGCCCGUCUGCUUCCUGGGCGUCUUCGCCUGCUACUUCUACUACGGCAUCCUGCAGGAGAGCAUCACGCGGGGGAAGUACGGCGACGGCGCCCGGCAGGAGAAGUUCACGUACGCGCUGAGCCUGGUCUUCAUCCAGUGCGUGAUCAACGCCGCCUUCGCCAAGCUGCUGAUCCGGUUCUUCGACUCGGUCAAAGUGGACCGCACGCAGAGCUGGCUGUACGCCGCCUGCUCGCUCUCUUACCUGGGCGCGAUGGUUUCCAGCAACUCGGCCCUGCAGUUCGUCAACUACCCGACCCAGGUGCUAGGCAAAUCCUGUAAGCCCAUCCCAGUCAUGCUUCUAGGUGUGACUGUGCUGCGGAAGAAGUACCCGCUGGCCAAGUAUCUCUGCGUGCUCUUGAUAGUCACAGGCGUGGCCCUGUUCAUGUAUAAGCCGAAGAAGGGAGCUGGAGGCGACGACCACAUCUUUGGCUACGGAGAGCUCCUUCUGCUGCUGUCGCUGACCUUGGAUGGGCUGACGGGUGUGUCUCAGGACCACAUGAGGGCUCACUAUCAAACCGGCUCCAAUCACAUGAUGCUGAACGUUAAUCUCUGGUCCACCUUGUUCCUGGGAGCUGGGAUACUGUUCACCGGAGAGCUCUGGGAGUUCUUGAGUUUUACUGAACGUUAUCCCAGUAUCAUUUACAAUAUCCUGCUGUUCGGCCUGACGAGCGCGCUGGGGCAGAGCUUCAUUUUCAUGACGGUGGUGUACUUCGGACCUCUGACUUGUUCCAUCAUCACCACCACGCGCAAGUUCUUCACCAUUUUAGCAUCCGUCAUCCUGUUUGCCAAUCCCAUCAGCACGAUGCAGUGGGUGGGGACGGUGCUGGUGUUCCUGGGCCUUGGACUCGAUGCCAAAUUUGGAAAGGGAGUCAAGAAGACAUCGCAUUGAGGAGGCGGCUGAUCUCUGCUGUUGGAAUGAACUUUUAAUUUAUUGUCUUGUACCUCAAAGUCUGUUAUGAAACUGGACUCAGGAUAGGUAAUUAGAAGGGGAAUGUUUGGAUUUUUUUUUUGUUUGUUUUAGUUUUUUAAUUAUGAAUUGCUUCAGUUUUAACUGUAAUCAAGUAUUAUGUUGGGUUUUUUUUUUUUUUCUGUAAUCAAAGCUGCAGUACUAGAUCCUAGCAGCAGGAUGAAAUUCUUGCCUUAACAGGAAAAAAAAAAACAAAACUUCAUAUCUUUAUUAAAGAAAAAGAAACGAU